AUGAAUAUUUUAACGGUGACCAGAAUUGAUGCAAAUAAUCAAAAUGUGACUUUUUCAUUGAUGGACGAACUAUUGUGGAGGCGACAUUACACCAAAAUUAUUGUGUUCUUUGAAAGUGAUGAUGACACGGAUGAACAUCAGCUUGUAAACCUAUUUGAAGAUAGUUUUAAAAAUGGUUAUCUAUCUGUUUUGGUCUUGUGGCAUAAUGACACAUACACCUAUACACCAUAUCCCCAGAUACGAGUUAUACAUUUGAAGGACUACGUGGAAUUUGGAGAGCUACAAAAACGAAGACCCUAUAAUUUCAAUAAAUUUCAUAUCAAUACAGCAUUUGUCGAAUAUCCACCACGUUGCUUUAGUUUUCAUAAUCGUCAAGGUGAACUAAUUAGAUCCGGAUAUUUUUAUAAGAUUGUGGAAAAUUUUGUAAAACAUCACAAUGGUACGCUGCAGCCGGUGUUUGUUGAUGCCUGGGGCAUAAGUUUUAAUGAGACGUCCAUCGUAGAUCUGGUAAAUAAUCGUGGCUUUAGCUUUAUUCCCACCUAUUUAACGGCUAGUAAGCACUAUGAGAGCAGUGAUUGUAUUCACUUUGGCAAAUGUUAUCUACUCGUUCCGGCUGCACGGGAAAUCAAGCAGAAUUUAUAUCUGCUGGUAUCCUUCGAUAAGGGCAUGUGGUUCAUGGUGGCUCUUCUGCUAGUGAUACUGACUGCAAUAGUUGCUCUUAUCAAUCGCCUUUAUUUCAAUAAACGUAACGUUAUCGAACCUAUAAUACACGCUCUAAGGAUUAUAAUCUUCAUAUCGGGUCAGGUAUUUGUGAAUAAGACGCCCUUAUUUUAUAUGCUACACCUGUUAUUUCUCUGCAUCGGUUUAUUUCUCACGAAUAGCUACAGCGCCAAUCUUUCCAGCAUGUAUACCUCACGGAUAUAUGAGGAAGAUUUGAAAACCCUACGGCAUGUGGGACGCACAAAAAUGGGCAUACACACCUACACAUUGGACUAUAAAAACUACUUAGCAUUGGAGAAUUUACCCGACAUUGUCUAUCAGCGUAUCUUCACUGGCAAUAACACCGAAUUCUAUAUCAAUCGUAAAUCUCUAAAUAUUGUCAACAUUUAUAUGGGCAUGGAUGAUGUUAUCGAGUUGUUGCUAUAUCAGCAGAUACAUUUGAAAAGGCCAUUGGCUACGUAUAUCCCCGAGCCAUUGUUUACAACGCCCAUGUCUGUUUCAAUGCCGCAUCGUUUGUCAUUCGUCGAGUAUUUCAAUCGCCAUUUGUGGUAUCUGGCUGACAGUGGAUUAUUAAACAAAUUCAAGGCAGAUAGUAAAUGGGAUGGUAUUGUGGGCAGAACCAUAACAUUUUUUCCCGAUACUUCACCAAAUCGAGCCAUGUCAUUGGCGUAUUUAGAAUAUGCCUUUGUAAUGUUAUUAAUUGGAUUAUCUGUGGGUCUGUUGAUAUUCAUUGUGGAAAUGGUACGUUAA
Messenger RNA from Musca vetustissima, 1470 nucleotides. RefSeq lists its product as uncharacterized. The record is from RefSeq and is a predicted model, not a curated record. NCBI's taxonomy places the organism in Eukaryota, Metazoa, Arthropoda, Insecta, Diptera, Muscidae. The transcript is spliced from 2 exons. The coding region runs from base 1 to 1470 and encodes 489 amino acids.